Molecule: messenger RNA, 2177 nt
Organism: Glycine soja
Lineage: Eukaryota; Viridiplantae; Streptophyta; Magnoliopsida; Fabales; Fabaceae
Product: heavy metal-associated isoprenylated plant protein 33-like
Exons: 3
Coding region: 388-1860 (490 amino acids)
Molecular function (GO): metal ion binding
Source: RefSeq, a predicted model, not a curated record
AAAACAAAUCUCAGAUCAGAUAUACUCGCGCACUCUCCUUAACAAUUACAGAGUCUUCUUCGUAGGUAGAUUUUCGUAGCAAAAUACCAAUAAAUAAAGGCACCAAACAAAGAUCAAACGCUUGGAGGAAACAUUCACCAUUUUUCUCUUUUCCGUUCUGUUCUGUUCUGCUUUGCCCCUCUUUUCUCCCAAUGACUACUCACCAUUCUCUCUCUUUCCAACUCCUCUGAGCCUCGCUCGUUAGGUUCUCUGUCUCUUCUCGGAGACCCACAAAACAAUUUCUUAUUUAUUUCCUUCUCAAACAAAGAACCUCUAUUUCCCCUUGGCUGCUCAGAUCUAGUAUUCCUCAAGUCACAACCUUUUUUUGUUCCGUUAGCGGUGUGAGACAUGAGUAAAGAAGAAUUCUUGAAGAUACAGAAAUGUGUUCUUAAAGUGAACAUACACUGUGACGGGUGCAAGCACAAAGUGAAGAAAAUCUUGCAGAAAAUUGAUGGGGUGUUUACCACAGAGAUAGAUGCUGAACAAGGGAAGGUGACGGUUUCAGGGAAUGUGGAUCCCAACGUUCUGAUCAAGAAGCUUGCAAAAUCUGGGAAACAUGCAGAACUCUGGGGUGCACCUAAACCCAACAACAACAACAAUAAUCAUAAUCAUAAUAACCAGAACCACCUUGCCGACCAGCUUAAGAACAUGCAAAUUAACAACCAUCCCAAAAGUGGUGGUGGUGGUGGAAACCACAACAACAAAGGUCAGAAUCAGAACCAACCCAAAGGUGGUGGUGGUGGUGGAAAUAGCCAAGCCAAGGGUGGUGGUGGUGGUGGUCAACAACAAGGACCAACUCCUCAACAACAACUUCAGCUGCAGCUCCAACAGCAGCAACGGCUUCAGCAACAGCUGCAACAACUUCAGCAGAUGAAAGGGCUUCAAGAUCUGAACCUUCCUCAAUUCAAGGACCUGAAACUUCCCCCUCACAAUCCCAACCCCAACGCCAAAGCCGUUAAGUUUGAUAUCCCAGAGGAAGAUGACGACUACACCGACGACGAAUUGGACGAUUUUGAUGACGAUGAUGACGACUUCGACGACGAGUUUGAUGAUGAUGAAAUGGACGACCUUCCUCCGAGUAAAAUGAAACCACCGCCCAUGAUGAUGGAUGCUCCUCCCAAGGCUGCCAACAAUGGCGGUGGUGGAGGCAAUAACGGGAGAAAAGGAGGAGGUCCUGUUCCUGUUCAAGUGCAUGGAAUCCCCGGCAAUGGAGGAGGAAAGAAAGGUGGUGGUGGUGGUGGUGGAAACAAUCAGAAUCAAGGUGGAGGUAACAAAAACAAUGGUGGUAAAAGUGGAGGUGGUGCCCCGGAGGGUAAACAUGGUGGUGGAGGAAACAAGAAUGGUAACGGUAACAACAACAACAACAACGGGGGUAAAAAAGUCAAUCCAAUGGGUGGAGUUGGGGUUCAACCUAUGAACGGUGGAUUCCAAAACAUGGGUGGUGGUCCCCACGUUAUGUCUGGGCCUAAUGUGGGGCCCAUGAGCAUGCCUAUGCCCAACAUUCCCGCCGUUCAAGGGCUUCCGGCCGGCCCCGUCAACGGCGGUGGGUUCUUCCAAGGCGCAGGUCCGGAUGCGAUGCCCGGUAACCCUUUCCAGCAGCAGCAGCAGCAGCAACAACAACAACAGUUACAGCAACAGUACAUGGCUGCUGCGAUGAUGAACCAACAACGCGCAAUGGGUAACGACAGAUUCCAGCCAAUGAUGUACGCGCGGCCCCCUCCUGCCGUCAAUUAUAUGUAUCCUCCUUACCCUUAUCCUCCUCCAGACCCUUACACCCACUUUUUCAGCGAUGAAAACACCUCAAGCUGCAAUGUUAUGUGAUCGAUGGUGGCGGUGCGAGCUUCUGAUUUCAGAUCUUCUAAUAUUAUUAUUAUUAUACCAAUGCAAAUGAGUUUUUAAUUUGUAGUAUCAUUUUCCAUUUUUCUUUCAUCCCUUUUAUUCCUCUUAAGUUAAAAUUAGGGGUUUUAGUUCACCAUAGGGGACUAGUUUAUAGAUUUUAUAAUACUAUCAUUAUUAUUAUUACUAUAAGAUUUUGAGUAGUAGAGGUAGUAGUAGUACUGUGAUAAGGUAAUAUGUCUAUAUGUGUUUAUAUGUUGCAAACAGAAAUAAAAAAAAUUGUUUCAGAACAGUAAAAAAAA